Messenger RNA from Polyodon spathula (Mississippi paddlefish), 2253 nucleotides. Its product is annotated as presenilin-1-like. The transcript is spliced from 11 exons. Gene Ontology annotation, cellular component: cell surface; ciliary rootlet; neuronal cell body. The coding region runs from base 227 to 1609 and encodes 460 amino acids. The record is from RefSeq and is a predicted model, not a curated record. Gene Ontology annotation, biological process: amyloid precursor protein catabolic process; protein processing; Notch receptor processing. Gene Ontology annotation, molecular function: cadherin binding; aspartic endopeptidase activity, intramembrane cleaving; beta-catenin binding. NCBI's taxonomy places the organism in Eukaryota, Metazoa, Chordata, Actinopteri, Acipenseriformes, Polyodontidae.
GCGAUAGGAAGUUGUGAAGUAGGGGUGUACGUUCCUCGACUGGUAGGGUAAAAUUAUAAGGAUUGAAGAAGCGUACGAUAGAGUAACAUUAAUAUCCAAGCGAAAUAACCCGUACAUCCAGUAAUUCCUCAAAUAAACCUUUCAGGAUAUCGGUGUUGAAUUAGCGCUGUAUCACUGGACUUCAACCAGGUUUGUAUGAGCGUGGAAGAGGGCACAGAUUUUCCAAAUGGCUGAAAACCUGGCAAACGUUUUGCAUGAGCAACUUUCUGAGGGUUUUUCAGAUACCCACAGAAAUAAUUCGGGCGAGGGUGCGGACAGGAGGCGGAUGGUGGAGGGGGCGGGCCAGGAGCUCAAUGGACAGCCUCCCCCAGCAUGCCCUUCCCAGCGCCUGGAGAGCGAGGAGGACGAGGAUGAGGAGCUCACCCUGAAAUACGGGGCCAAGCACGUCAUCAUGCUCUUCGUCCCUGUCACACUCUGCAUGGUCGUCGUCGUAGCAACCAUCAAAUCUGUCAGCUUCUACACGCAGAAGGAUGGGCAGCUGAUCUACACCCCCUUCCCUGAGGACACGGAGACGGUGGGACAGCGAGCACUCAACUCCAUCCUCAAUGCUGCCAUCAUGAUCAGUGUGAUCAUCGUCAUGACGCUGCUGCUGGUCGUGCUCUACAAGUACCGCUGCUACAAGGUGAUCCACGGCUGGCUCAUCAUCUCUUCCCUGCUUCUGCUUUUCUUCUUCUCCUUCAUCUACCUGGGGGAAGUGUUCAAGACCUACAAUGUGGGGAUGGACUACAUCACGCUGGCCCUGAUCAUCUGGAACUUCGGGGUGGUGGGGAUGAUCUGUAUUCACUGGAAGGGGCCCCUCCACCUGCAGCAGGCCUACCUCAUCAUGAUCAGCGCGCUCAUGGCCCUGGUCUUCAUCAAAUACCUUCCCGAGUGGACAGCCUGGCUCAUCCUCGCCGUCAUCUCGGUCUACGACCUGGUUGCAGUGCUGUGCCCCAAGGGUCCCCUGCGGAUGCUGGUGGAGACGGCCCAAGAGAGGAACGAACCCAUCUUCCCAGCGCUUAUCUACUCCUCUACAAUGGUGUGGUUGGUGAACAUGGCAGACACAGACGCAGAGUCACGGAAAAAGCCAGCCCUGAAUUCCACUGCGCCAGAGAGGCAGGCUGUACCCAGCCAGUCUGUGCAGGGGCCGGAUGACGGAGGCUUCACCACGGACUGGGAGAUGAGGCAACAGGAGACGCUGGGGCACAUGGAGUCCAGCGAGGAGACACGCAGACGGGUGCAGGAAAUGCCCUCAGCACGCCCCCCUGCCAUUCAGAGCGACGACUCGGAAGAGAGGGGGGUGAAACUGGGUCUGGGGGAUUUCAUCUUCUACAGUGUGCUGGUCGGGAAGGCCUCCGCCACAGCCAGUGGGGACUGGAACACGACGCUGGCCUGCUUCGUCGCCAUCCUCAUCGGCCUGUGUCUGACCCUGCUGCUCCUAGCCAUCUUCAAGAAGGCUCUGCCUGCCUUGCCCAUCUCUAUCACCUUUGGCCUUGUCUUCUAUUUUGCCACAGACAACCUGGUGCGCCCCUUCAUGGACCAGCUCGCCCUUCACCAGUUCUACAUCUAGCACUGGCUGUCUGGGACUCGGGGCACCUGUCCCAACCGCACACAAAACAAAAAGAAAUGAAUGCGAUCAAGUUAAAUGAUGUGACACUGGAAAAGGGAGACGUUGUGUCUCCCAGUCCCCCCCUUUGUUUCCCCAAUCUCUGUAUUCCUGGAACUUCCUUAACUGGGAACAGUUUGUUCAUCCAGUUUGGAAUGGAUUCAAGACUCUGUGUGCUGAUCCCUCUCACCCUAAAUCCUCUUUCUAAUAAGCAUUAAAAAAUGAACUUUACACAAUCAGAGCCUUUUUUUCCUGGUGCUGUUUCAUGUCAAGUCUGCGUGGGAAAGGAUUGGACGAUGUCGGCUCUCUACACAACUGCACUUGCAGGUUCCUUGGGGCCGGGCCAGUGUAAAAGAAAUAUUGAGAGCCAAGGUGACUGGGAGCCUGAUAGCAUUAGUCCUGUUGCAUUAUUCCAUUAUAUCAAGCUGGCUUAGGCUGGGGCGAGUGAGUUGUAUCUGCUAAAGUGAGAAAGGGAGUUUGGGCAGAAUUGCAAUUGCUGUAAAUAAUCGACAACCUGUUUAGAUUGAAUUCCUGAAUGCAGCUUUUGAAAUAUCCUGUACAUAUCAGGUUUUUUUUUUUCUGUGUCAUAAUAAAAAAAAUUAAAACAA